This is a messenger RNA of Dujonia railenensis, 1542 nucleotides long. The record is from the annotation of a GenBank genome assembly. Lineage: Eukaryota; Fungi; Ascomycota; Pichiomycetes; Serinales; Debaryomycetaceae.
AUGCCUUCUUUUCAAACCAAUGCAGGCAGUGGUGGGUAUAUAAGUUCCUCUUCAAGUAGUCUGAAAAACUCUCCACCCAGUGAAAAGGAAGUUAGACCUAGAAAAAAGCGAUCAAGAAAAGGAUGCUUGAGUUGUAAAAGAUUGAAGAUAAAAUGUGACGAAAAUAAACCGGUUUGCGAAUAUUGCUACCACACGGGCAGAGAUUGUCUUUAUCCAGAAGUCGUGGUAACAGGUACAGAAACUGAGGAUUAUAAUCACGAAAGUGCUAGACUAUUAUCGUUUCAUGCUGCAACUCUAUUGAAUUCAAACUGGCAAAAUUUGAGGAUUUCCAAAUUCGAAUACAGGCUACUCCAUUUCUUUCAGACAUUCUGCGUGCCGUUGUUUUCCUUUAAUGUCAACUUCGAAAUAGAUAAAGUGUGGAGGUACGAAGUCCCCAAGCUUUGGCAAAGCUCAGACCUUGUUAAACAAGCUGUGUUUCUGUUCAGUGCGCUUAAUAUGUGGCCAUUGUGCAGUGGGGAUAGUGAUAUAUACGUUAAUGUCAUGGAUGAUGAACAAUUAAUGAUAAUGCUUGGCAAUAAAGGUAAGAGCGAGAUAGUACAAAAGUUGUUUCUUGGUGAUUCUCUGUAUUCCACAAGAGACGGGGCGGAUUUGGCUCGAGAGGGUAGUCUAUUUGAAAAGACUACUUCGUACUUCAUGAAUAGUUUAAGCAACACUUCGCAAACUUUAUCUGAAUCAGGAGCGUUACUUAGCAUGAAGGAACAGGGAGCUUUCGACACUAAGGAUGAAUUGGUUUUCAAAUCGGCAGAGCUAGUAAUAUCCGGGAUACUUAUAUUUUCAUUUCUUGGACUACAUCCACAUAAAUUAAUACCGUUGAUUGCCUUUGAUGAGGACCUGGAAGAUGGGUCGCAACAAACUGAUUUAAUAUCAAUUUGUGCGGGUAUUCACAAUACGCUUAUUGCUGCCUCCCCUACUUUGUUGGGCACAGCAUUUCGGGGACUCUUCAAUAACGUGGAAAGGUAUAGUAAGCUCCCAACUACCCAUAAAAGUUAUCCAGUGAUAAUCAAAUUGAAAAGCUGCUUGACAGAAUGGAUAAUGAUCAACCAAUUUGAUGAAUUAAUUGAUUCUGAAUCUUCUGAAAUUAUUGAGGUAUUCAAUGACUCGAUUAGCUUGUUAGAUAUAUGCUACUUUAGAGCAGUCGAGCUGAACUACCCAAUCCCAUUAUUCAGAUGGAUUUUGGCUAUUGACGGCAAAUUAAGGACUAUUGUGAAAACUAAAAAUCAAUUUGCAUUGAAGCUAUUAUAUUAUUAUGCUGUUUUAUGUGUUGUAUGCAGAUUUCUGCUCUUUAAGACUACUUCAGUAUGGAUCGAUUAUAUGAAAUGGUAUAGGGACUAUAAUAUCAAUGUGUACGGCAGCUGGUUGUACUCAGAUGAUUUGAACUUAUACAACUUAGUAUUUGAUCAGCAAUUCAUUUUCGAAUUAAAUGAAUUUUCUGACCUUGCUAAGCUUGACCCUGAUGACUUGUCUGCGCUCAUGAAGAAGUAA